Messenger RNA from Girardinichthys multiradiatus, 4850 nucleotides. RefSeq names its product kinectin 1 (gene ktn1). Gene Ontology annotation, molecular function: kinesin binding. Gene Ontology annotation, cellular component: endoplasmic reticulum membrane. Gene Ontology annotation, biological process: microtubule-based movement; protein transport. Bases 152 to 3889 code for a protein of 1245 amino acids. The record is from RefSeq and is a predicted model, not a curated record. The transcript is spliced from 35 exons. Lineage: Eukaryota; Metazoa; Chordata; Actinopteri; Cyprinodontiformes; Goodeidae.
CGCCCCCGCAAACCAGAAACGGCAGAGUGUGACGGAGAGCGCAGGAGGAGAGUGCCAGGAGCUGCCCUGGGAAGUCGGGGGUCUCCCAGAGUCAACGCAGAACAACGAUAUUUCAUCACUAGCAACAGGAACAGACAACUGGAGCCACAGAAUGGCGAUGGAUAUCUACGACUCUCAGUACCUUCUCAUCCUGGCUCCCUCCCUGGUCAUUGCCCUCAUGUUCCUCUUCUUUUGGCUCUUCAUGAAGGAAACCUCUUAUGAUGAGGUGCUGGCUCGACAGAAGCGAGACCUCAAGUUGCCACCAACCAAGCCAGACUCUCGUAAGAAGAAUGAAAAGAAGAAAAGCAAGAAGAAGGAAGCUGCUGGUGGGGGAAGUGGUGGAGGUGGAGGAGAAUCAGAAGAAGACCUGCGGGAUUUUGACAUGUCCGAUGGUCUAGGCUCUAAUGUUGACGCAGAGGAAGAACCUGAACCAGUGGUUACCCCAGAUCCAUCUCCACCUGCUGCCAAAAUUUCAGCGUCGCCAGAGGCCCCUUCUGGUUUAAGGGAGAGGAAAAAGAAGGAGAAAAAGGCUGCCAGAGCUGCAGCCGCUGCUGCAGCUGCUUCAGCAGCGUCAGCAGCCUCCCUCUUAGAGGAGUCAGAAAUAAAUGACUCAAAGCCAGUGAGCCACAAAACAGAGCCAUCUCCUACUGCAAGCGUAAGCCCGCCGCCUUCACAAGUAGAAAUGCAGGUUCAGGUCCAAGCUGUUCAGGCUCCUGUUCAAUCUCGGACUCCUCCCCAAACCUCUGGGAAGAAGAAAGAGAGGAAGAAGCAGAAAGUGGAGUCAGCAGACGUCCAGCAGCUUGAGGUGAAAGCGGAGCAGGCUCCAGCUCCAAGCAAAAAGGAAGCUCCUUCUGCGGCUGAAAACAAAGUUCUGGAUGGUGUCAACCCGAGCGCUGCCACUGGCAAAAAGAAAAACUCUGCCAAAAAGCAGAAGACGGAGCAUGUGGAAGAAAGCCACAUUUUGGCAGAUGUGGCAGCUUCAGCCAACCACCAAGAAAGCCAUAAUGAUGACGUACCGUCUAAAACAACUGGCAAGAAACAGAAGAGUGAGACCGAUAAAGGGAAUGCAGAAGUGAAACUGAAGGAGCUGCUCUCUGGCCUGUCCAGCCUGCCUUUGUCAGAAGCAGAAGCUGUCAGUGUGUUAGCUCUCCUCCGAGAAAAGAGCCCCAGUGCCCUGGAUGCCUGGCACAAAUCCACAGCAAGACCCGACCCGGCUGCCCAAGAACGAGAUAAACUUCUCGUAACCCUGCAAGAGGAAUCCUUCAUUGCCAAAGAUAAAGUGAAGCAGCUUAGCCAGGAGCUUCAGCUUGAGAAGCAGAAAACUGGCAGAGUGGAGGCCAUGAUGAGAGAGCAGCGAGCAGCCAUGGAGAAAGAGCUGGGGGGCAUGCAGGCCAAAGCUCAGGGCAGCUACCAGGAGCUGCAGAUAAAGUUCCAGCAGAUGAGGGAGCAGUUGGAAAGCCAGAUCAAUCGUCUGCAGCAGGAGAAUGGGAUCCUUAGGGAUGCUGUCAGCUCAGCCACCACUCAGAUGGACAGCAAGAAUUCGGCAGAGCUGAACAAGCUGCGCUCCGAGUAUGCCGGCCUGAUGAAAGAACUGGCAGACAACAACAGCAAGCUGCAGCAGGAGGAGCGCCAAAGGAAGUCACUGGAGGUCAGCUACAAGCAGAACGUGUCCCAGCUGGAGGCCCAAUUACAGGAGGCAAAGCGGCGCUGGGAAGAGUUGCAAAACUUCCUCCACAGUGUCAAUGUUGAAAGAGAGAAACUUCAGGCCUCUAAGCAAGAGCUCCAAAGCCAACUUCUAGCAGUCGAAACAGAGGUGAACAACAAAAACAAGGAAAUCCAGACUCUACGCACCAGUCUGACUGAAGCCAGGGUCUCCAAUGACCAGCUGGAUCAGAGAGUGAUGGAGAUGUCCCAGUGCACCAUCAUGCCGAAUGAAACUCUGCAGGCCCAGGUUCAGGAACUAAUGAAUGAGAACAAAGCUCUUCAGGUUCAGAUUGAGACACACAAGGUCCAGAAUGAGAGCCUGCAGGUUCAAAUCUCUUCACAGGCCACCCAUGUGUCCCACAUGGAGGAGCUACAGAAGCUACUGGCUGAAAAGGAGCUGCAGCGGAAGAGUCUGGAGGAUUCUCUAAAUGCUGAGAGGAGCAGCGGGGCGAGCAGAGAAACUAACAUGCAGGCUUUGCACAAUGAGAACAUCUCAUUAAAGACGGAGAUUCAGAAUCUCCAGGCACAGAUUGCUGAUCAGAGAGCUUCCCAGCUGGCCUUGGACCAGAUCCAGAAGAGUGUCCAAGAGAAGGAGGAGAACUUUAAGAUGGUUGAAGGACUGUUGGAGAAGGGGCUGAUUGAAGUGGCCAACAAGGAAGCGGACCUGAAGACUGUAAGAGAAGAGAAGGAGGCACUCGGACAGGAGAUUGAGGACCUUAAUAAACAGCUAGCAGAACAGGCUUCAUCAGAGUUGAAAGUGGAAGAACUCAAAUUCAAGAUCCAAGAGAAAGAUGGGAAGCUGAAAUCCAUGGAGGAGAGUUUACAAGCAGCACAAGUCAGCAUCUCCACCAAAGAGAAGAUGGUUGAGACUCUAGAGCAGCAGUUGUCUGCUGUUCGGCUGGAGUUGGAGCAGAUAAGACAAGAGCAAACUCAAAAGGAGAUGGCCAGUUCUGGUGCCGAGCUUCAAGAACUUCAGGCUCAGUUAGCAGCAAAGGACCAGGAAAUCCAGAUGCUUCAGACCGAGCUGGAGGUAAAGACAAAGGAACUGGGUGAGAAGGUGGAGCAGAUGCAGCAGCAGCAAUCCAGCUCUGCAGCACCAAGCCCUAAGCUUCUUGAGGCGUUGUCUGAGAAGGAGAGUCAGGUGUGCAGUCUGCAGAGGGAGCUGGCUGAGCUGAGGGACUCAUUGGAGCUUCACAGGAAAAAGAACAAUGAGCUUCGGGAGAAAAACUGGAGUGCAAUGGAGGCUCUGUCAGUCACCGAGUCCAUGCUUCAAGGAAAACUCAGCAAAGCUGUCAAGGACAGCCAGGCAGCACUGGCAGAGAAUCAGGCUGAGUGUCGAGAUGUUCUGCACAGACUUCUGCCCCACGUGCCUCUGCCCUCUGAACAGAACCAUCAGGAGUGGCUACAGAGAUUUGAGAGUUUAGUGGCUGAAAGCUUGGUUGCACAGUCUGGCAAAGCAUCACAGGAGACUGAGGAAUUGACUGAGAAACUGAGAGAAGCGGAGGAAAGCCAAAGGAUUCUACAAAAGGACUGUCAGACGUACAAGAAGGUUUUGGCAGAGACUGAGGGCAUCCUGCAGCGCCUGCAAAGCAGUGUUGAGAAGGAGGAGUCUCGCUGGAAAGUUAAGCUGGAUCAGUCGCAGGAGGAUGUUAGAGAGCUGAGAAGAGAGAAGCAGCACCUGGAGUCAGAGCUGGAGAAGGCAGAGAACGAGAGCGCUACGUAUGUGACAGAAGUGAGAGAGCUCAAAGACCUGUUGACUAAAUUGCAGACCAGACUUGAUGGCUCAUAUACAGAGGCUUACAGACAGAAUGAGGAGCUGGCUUUGUUGAAAAAACAGCUUACAGAGACGGUGUCCAAGCUGCAGGAUGAGGAGAACGAGAGGCAAAGAGUAGCUGGUGACCUGUACAAGGCCCAGCAGUCUCUUGAUCUGAUCCAGGGUGAACUCUCAAAACUAACAGAAAACACUGAUGACCUGAUAGAGAACAGCAGCCUGUCAUCACAGCGAGAGGAGAUUGACAAGAAGGAGAAAAUGACUGCAGGAUUGAAUCAAACAGUGAGAGAAAUGCAGCAGCUGCUCAGCAUGGUCAGCCAGCAACUGGCUAAGGGACAACGGGGGGAGACAGACAAAGAUCAACAGAAAGUAUAAUGAGAUGACAGCACCACGCAGACACUUGAACUGCAACACAGAGGCAACCCGUUAACUUCAACCUUCUCUCUACCGCACAGCAUCAUACAGUCACUCCUCCUCACCUCUUCCCUCCCAACCCUGUCCACUUCACCGGUACUGUAGACUGCCUCUGUCUGGCUCAGACUGGGGCUUGUAGACCACCCAUACUGUCUACACAGGAGCAGGCAGAGGUUCUGUUUUAUUCCCAACACUCCAGGCACGGUACCCCAACUUGAGUACUCCACUCCAGCCACAUUCCUCCUCUUCUGCAGCUUCACCAAUUGAUUUCUUUGUUGUUGUUGUUUUUUUUUUUUUUUUACUCUAAACUUUAAAAAUGACCCCGGCAUUAUUUAAACUGUAUGGCAACCAUUCCUCUGUUAUAAAUCCACCUGUAUAAUUUCCAGUGAAAUACUUUUGAAAACUACAGUAGUUUUGUGUUAUCUUUCAGAAGGGCACAGAUAAAAUGUCCAAACUUAACAAAGCAAACUUUGGGGUUUUCUGUUUUUUUUUUUUUUUUUUUUUAACUUAAAAAUAUGUAUUGUUUAAAUGUAUCACUUAGGACCUGCUGAAAUACACUGUUCUGUUGAUUUGCUCACUGACCAGAAAACCACCACGAUUGCUCCAUUCAUACUUUGGCUCAAUGCUUCAUGGGUAAAGAGGGGAGUCAAAAGAGCUCUCAGCAUGUGAGAUGGGACACUAUGUGACUGUAACCAUAAAGACAAAUUUUUGUCCAGCCUUUUAUUGCAGCUCCACAGAGAAGGGAGUCUGGGGUACAAGACCAGACACACUUAAAGGUUUUUAAUCCUACUGCAACCACUUUAGAAAUGAGUGUCUCAUAUUGUGCGUAAUCAACAUUUACUAUAUUGUGGCUAAGUCCAUUAACACUGAAGAUUUUGUUCUUUUGUAAUGGGUGAUGUUAAUAAAAGGGAUGCUUAAUAAA